AUGGCACUAUCCUUCUCCAUUAAGAAUGCGACCACCACGACAUACAGAACUUUCAUAGAAGCUCUGCGAGCCCAACUAACAGCCGGAGGAUCCACAUCACAUGGGAUACCGGUGCUGCGUCGGAGACAAGAUGUGAAGGAUGACCAGCGCUUUGUUCUUGUUAAUCUCACCAACUACGACAGUUAUACAAUAACUGUCGCAAUCGAUGUGGUGAACGCUUACGUUGUGGGUUAUUGUGCCGGUACUCGUUCCUACUUUCUUCGAGAUCCUGCAACUCAUCCGCCUCCACUCCAUAGAUUAUUCCCCGGCACCACGCGGACUACACUGCCCUUCGCCGGGGACUACCUCGGGCUUGGCCGAGCUGCCCAGGAGGCACUACAACAGAAUACAAACCGUAACCGAGCAGCAGGGUCACGUAUCCAUGAGAACAUAUCUAUGCGUGAGCGGAUCCCGCUGGGGCCCGGAGAACUAGAUAACGCAAUAAGCCAGUUGCGCUACGCAGAAUCUGCAUCCUCCCAAGCCGCCGCGUUUAUUGUGAUUAUUCAAAUAGUCUCUGAAGCCGCAAGGUUCCGGUACAUUCAGGGACAAGUCCGCGACCGCAUUCGUGACGGAACUUCCGCUGAGCCGGACCCUGCAAUGCUCAGCCUCGAAAACAGUUGGUCUAAUCUGUCCGAGCAGAUCCAGAUGGUACCGGCCAAUCAAUUACUCUUCAUCAAUAAUGGGUCUGUUCAGAUCCGAAAAGCCGACAAUAGUAUUGUCCUAGUAAAGAGUGUUGACUCAGACGCCGUUCGCGGUGUCGCGUUCCUGCUUUACUGCGGAGGCAACCCUCCUGCACCGAACAGUGAGAGUGCCCGGACGUCCAAGGUUACUGUUCAGAAGCCAACCCUCGCCAAGAAGAAGAAAUAG
Malus domestica (apple) is the source of this 906-nucleotide messenger RNA. Its product is annotated as ribosome-inactivating protein cucurmosin-like. Gene Ontology annotation, molecular function: rRNA N-glycosylase activity. The record is from RefSeq and is a predicted model, not a curated record. Gene Ontology annotation, biological process: negative regulation of translation. Lineage: Eukaryota; Viridiplantae; Streptophyta; Magnoliopsida; Rosales; Rosaceae.